Rhizoctonia solani is the source of this 1443-nucleotide messenger RNA. Its product is annotated as glucosidase II beta subunit-like protein. Gene Ontology annotation, biological process: endoplasmic reticulum unfolded protein response; retrograde protein transport, ER to cytosol. The record is from RefSeq and is a predicted model, not a curated record. The transcript is spliced from 6 exons. The coding region runs from base 1 to 1443 and encodes 480 amino acids. Gene Ontology annotation, cellular component: endoplasmic reticulum lumen. Lineage: Eukaryota; Fungi; Basidiomycota; Agaricomycetes; Cantharellales; Ceratobasidiaceae.
AUGACACUGUCUCGUCCACUGGUCUCUCUAGCUGUAGCCUGGUCUUUUUGGAUACACCGAGUCCAAGCUUAUAAUUCUUUACCUGAAGAUAUCUAUGCGUAUCCGAAAUAUACUAUCGGGUUCUUGAACGGAUUGCCGCUUCCUAAUGUGACUGCUCAGCAAUGGCUCGCGUAUGGGUUAAAAGGAGGAGAAAAGGAAUUUCUGGAGCAGCCUUGGGACCAAAACUCUCAUGGGACAAGCCGGCCCCAGAUUACGGGUGGAGAGACGAUAAACUCGGAUGGACCCGCGAACUCGCAUCCAGCAUCACAUCGCCUAGAACGUAUGCGUCUAGGCCCCGGGAAAGAAUAUCUCUGCCUCAUACCUCCUCCGGACCAAGGCAGCCCGUCAUUCGAAGAUGCGACACCGCCGCCUUCACAUCCCAGUAAGAUGUGGAGUUUAUUACAGCCCCUAACUGGCAAAUGCCUUUACUUUCGCGAAAUGAGCCAUGGGCACCCGCAUCCGAUUCGUGAGCAUUAUUUCAUCAACUUUACCUUCUUAUUCUUAUCCGUCCGGUUCGUUCGUUAUUCUCCAGAGGGUCGUAUCCCACAAGAGGAUCCCGAGUGGGAAGCAUACAAUCUCGGUGUCUCGCCCGCGGCAAAGUUAAAGGGUGGCAGCGAUGUCAGUCGACAAGCCGAAUCUGCUGCCGCUAAUUUAGAAUUACAACGCGCUGCCGAUCAACGGUACCUUGUCCAGCGCUGGGGAGACGGCACGCAGUGCGACAAGACAGGGCGCAAACGCCAAAUUGAGAUUCAGAUCAUGUUUGUCAAGGAAGUUAGCGUGUGCAAUUACUUGAUUGUCAUCCAUACCCCGCGGAUCUGCAGCGAACCUGGGUUCAAGUCGCAGCGCGACAGCGUCAAGGCCGCACCUAUUCGAUGCCGUCAAGUCGUGCCGGAAAGCACUGUCGAAUUCGAUCGUACACUGCUUGAAAGCCCCGUCCCUCGCUCGGUUCCUCCUGUCCUUCCGAUUCUCCCUCCUGCGCCGCCUAUUCAAAAAGAAACACAUGGAAACAGCGGAGAUAAGAAGGCUGGGCCCGGGGGAGGCAAAAAGAGCUCGACACUUGGGGAAGAUGAGAAGCAAGCCGAGUUUGUCAAGGUUGCCCUCGGGGCAUUGUUCAAUGCGCACACUCAGGAUCGUGCACUCGCUGGGAAGAAGGUUCGAGUCGAUGUCGAUGGGGAUGUGCAUGAGCUCGACUUCACCGAGGUUGGGUUGGACUCGGUCGCGACGGGCGACGUACCUGACAUGAACACAUUGCAAGAGCGUCUGGCCAAGGCUCUUCGAGCAGCUGGGUACGAUCUUCAGGCCGACGGAUGGCCCGAGGAGCCUCGCAAGGGUGGCAAGGGCAAGAGUGACAAGAAGAGCAAGGAGGAUCGUAAACGCGAGGAAGUCAACCAUCAAGAACUGUGA